AAUGGCGUGUUUGGUCCGACCGUUGUCGUGACGUCAUGUGUUUGGUUCGCUGAAGGCUGGGGCAGACUGGUCGCAUGGGCAGCUCAAGAUGAAUUACCUCUCUCUCACGCUCCUCGGGCUCUUCUACCUGCCAUUAUGCACCUGUUCAGAUUAUUGUGAAUAUCCGCUGUUGGACUCCUCGACACUGACAGCCUCCUCUGAACUUGUGACAAGAGAAGCAAAUAAAGCAAGAUUGUAUGAGGAUUUUUCAUGGUCUGCUGCUCAGAACAACUACUAUCAGUAUCUUGAGGUGGCAUUGCCUGAGAGGCAGAAAGUGACUCGUAUAGCAACUCAGGGCAAACAGAAUACGAGGCAGUAUGUGACAGAGUUCAUGAUUCAGUACUCUGAUGAUUGGGAUGUAUGGAGGAUGUACAGGGGGCCCGACGGAGUGUCAAAGGCUUUUCCAGGUAAUAAUGAUGGAAAUACAGUUGUAACAAACUUGUUUGACACGCCUAUUAUUGCACGAUAUAUUCGCAUCAAGCCAACAAGAUGGCGCGAUCGCAUCUCUCUCCGACUGGAAGUGUAUGGUUGCAAAUAUGUAUCAGAAUCGAUAAGUUUUCAUGGGAAUUCCAUGGUUGUGAUGGAUUUCACAAGAGUUCCAAUAACCUCCCUCAGGGACCAUAUCCGCUUUCGGUUUCGCACGACAUUUCCUGAUGCAAUGUUGAUGUACAGUCGAGGAACUCAGGGUGAUUUUUUGGCCCUGCAGCUAGUGCAGAACAGGAUGGUACUUAAUGUCAACCUCGGAUCAAAAUUAUUGACCUCACUGUCUGUGGGUUCAUUGUUAGAUGACAAUGCUUGGCAUGAUGUGGAGAUCAGAAGAGAACAGAGGAAUGUGACGUUUCUGGUUGACCGUGUCCGCAGAGAUGACAUAAUUCUUGGAGACUUCAAAAGAUUAGAUUUAAAUCAAGAGUUUUAUAUUGGUGGUGUACCAAACAUGCAAACUGGCAUGAAGGCUCGUGUCAACUUCACGGGUUGCAUCGAAAACCUCUUCAUAAACGGCACAGCUAUCAUUCCAGAGAUGCGAGAUGCUGAUGAUUACUAUUCAUACUACUACAGUCGUCCAAAAUACACGAAGAUUAAUACUGUAUCAACAUGUCCAUAUGGAGACUCAGCAGAGUUGACCCUCACAUUCCUCAGAAGGGAAGCUCAUCUCCGGUAUCCAGCAUUUGAAGAUCAGCGCUCACUCAAUGUUUCACUAGAUUUCCGGACUUAUGAAGAUAAAGGUGUUCUCAUUUAUCAUAAAUUUUCAACUGUAGGGUAUUUCAAGAUUUUCUUAGAUGAAGGUAAAGUGAAGGUGGAGGUUUCAGCAACAAAUACUCCAGGAAAAGUUUUGCUAGACAACUUUGAUGUAUCAUAUAACGAUGGGCGGUGGCACAAAGUGAUGUUUACCAUCGCAGAGAACAGCAUGGAACUCAGUAUUGACGAUGUGCCCAUGAAGACAGUACGAGUUAUCUCCAUUUUAUCUGGAAAAUAUUUCCUUGUUGGAGGUGGUGUAUAUGGCUCAGAUGGCUUCUUGGGAUGCAUGAGACGAAUCUCAGUGGUUGGGUUUAUGCAGAAACCUCAGGAAGAUGAAAUCAGUGACAGCAAGGGUGUGGUACUAGCUGCGUGCCAAAUCAUGGACCGAUGUGAUCCCAACCCUUGCGAACAUCACGGACGUUGUAAACAGAACUCCCGGGAAUUUUUAUGUGACUGCUCUGGCACCGGCUACUCUGGUGCUGUCUGUCACACCUCUCUCAAUCCAAUAUCUUGUGCUGCAUAUGGUAUACAGAACCCAGGAUCUAAGCGUGCUGAAGUAUAUAUUGAUGUUGAUGGCUCUGGACCUCUUGUGCCUUUCCCUGUCACCUGCGAGUUUUAUAAUGAUGGAAAAAUAUAUUCCUACUUGAGCCACAAACAUGAGAAGAUGACUACUGUUGAUGGAUUUGAGAAAAGGGGAUCAUAUGUACAGAAUAUAAUUUAUGAUGCUGGCAUGGAACAAAUUGAAAUUUUUGUAAAUCGCUCCAGCAAAUGUCGGCAGCGUAUACACUAUGAGUGUCUGAAGGCAAAACUUUUUAAUUCCCCAUCUCCUGAAGACCAAGAUUUCCAGCCUUACACAUGGUGGGUAUCACGCAAUAAUCAGCCAAUGGAUUAUUGGGGUGGAUCGCUGCCAGGAUCACGCAAGUGUGAAUGUGGACUUAUGGGUACCUGCGUCACUGACAAGUGGUGCAAUUGUGAUGCUGGUUUGGAGUCGUGGCUGUUUGACAGUGGGGAGCUAACAGUGAAGGAACACCUUCCUGUACGUCAACUACGAAUAGGUGACACAGGCUCUCCAUUGGAUGGCAAGAAGUCUAGAUACACCCUUGGUCCUCUUAUUUGUGAGGGUGACAAUAUAUUUGACAAUGUGGUAACAUUCCGCAAAGCUGAUGCCACUAUAAACCUUCCCCAAUUUGACAUGGGCCAUUCAGGAGAUAUAUACUUCGAAUUCAAGACCACAUCUCGUGAUGGUUGUCUUAUCAAUGCCAGGGGCCCUACAGAUUAUAUUAAAGUUUCCAUUGUGGGUGGCAUGCAGCUCCAGUUUCAGUAUCAGGCUGGCUCUGGUCCCAUGAGUGUCAGUGUGGAAACAGCCUAUGUGCUCAAUGACAACAUGUGGCACUCGGUAAUAGUAGAGCGAAACCGUAAAGAAGCCCGUAUGAUUGUUGAUGGAGGCCGAAAAGCUGUUAUAAAAGAGCCAUCUGUACCAGUCCGUGCACUACAUCUGGAUUCUGAUUUUGUAGUUGGAGCUACUGUAGAUUACCUUGAUGGUUUUGUUGGAUGUUUCCGAGCCCUUAUCCUCAAUGGGGAACUUCAGGAUUUACGAGGAAGAGCAGAAGCUGGAAUGUAUGGAGUCACUCCAGGGUGUAUCGGCAAGUGCCAGUCUAACCCUUGCCUUAACAAUGGCACGUGUCACGAACGAUAUUCCAAGUAUGAUUGUGACUGCCGAUGGACUGCAUUUAAGGGCCCCAUCUGUGCUGAUGAAAUCGGCAUCAAGAUGUUAACAGACACAAUGGUCAAGUAUGAGAUUCCAGGCACGUACAAGUCCACCAUUGCUGAGAAGAUCCGUGUUGGAUUUACUACAACUAAUCCACGAGGAUUUCUCAUGGGGCUGUACUCAAACAUUACUGGAGAAUAUCUCACACUUGCCAUAUCUAACUCGGGUCAUUUAAGAGUAACUUUUGAUUUUGGAUUUGAGCGGCAUGAAAAGGUUUAUGGGAAGCGAACAUUCCACGAAGGCCAAAACCAUGAUGUGAAGCUCUAUAGAUCAGAAUCUGGUAGAAAACUUACAAUGCAGGUGGACAAUUAUGAGCCCACUUCCUGGACGUUUGAUGUCAAAGGAUCAGCAGAUGCUCAGUUUAACAACAUUCAGUACGUUUAUAUCGGAAAGAAUGAAUCGAUGACGGAAGGAUUUGUUGGAUGCAUAUCACGAGUUGAAUUUGAUGAUAUCUAUCCACUCAAAUUCUAUUUUCAACAAGACCGUCCUACUACAAUUACUGCUGAAUCAACAUCUACGAUCUUCGAGGACUACUGUGGUAUUGAACCCAUCCGAUAUCCAGAGGAAGAAACAGAAACACGGCCACCGCCGGAAGUGUCGGAGGAAGUCCUCAUGGAAUUGUACGCGGACAAUUCGGCAGUCCUUGGCGGAGUGCUUGGAAUCAUUUUUCUUGCAUUGCUGUGCAUGGGGUUCUUAAUUGGACGGUACAUGGCACGACACAAAGGUGACUACCAGACUCACGAGGCAGAUGGUGUGGAAACUGCUCCCAAUGCUGACUGGGCUAUACAGCACUCCACAACUGGUCACCAGGUCAAGAAGAACAUGGAAAUGUACAUAUAACACAGACAGAACUGUUGUCUCGAGAAAAGACACACAAAGAAAAUAUUUAUAUAUACAAAUCAAAAGCGUCAUGAUAUAUCAACACUUGCUAAAGGAUAUAAUAUGCACAGUAUGCUGAAAUUAAUUUUGUUUGGUAAGUUUUUAUAUACCAUAACAUUUAAAUAUUUUAACAGUAGCAGAUGACUGGUAAGUAGAGCACAUGUAUUCACCAUCAUGUGUCAUUUUACCUUUAUAAAUGUUUAGAGUUGCAAUAUUUUGAUUGCAGUUGAUAUGGAAAAUCAUUAACAAUGUUUUCACCAUUUUAGCAUUCACAUAGAUACAGCUCAGUUGGGGAAUAUGUACUAGUUUAAUGAUCUGACAGUGAAUACAUCUCAUUAAUACAAGAUCCCUGUGAAUACAUCGAUUAUUACAAGAUCCCUGUGAAUACAUCUAAUAAUAUAAGACCCAGUGGCAUGUGCUAAUGUAUUUCAUGACCAAGAAAUUAGCAUCUUUGUUAUUCAGAAAAGUGAUCUCAAUAGGUUUUCUUUAGAAGUGGCACUUCCUGAAUACCAUUUAGGCAAUAGUCCAAGAUGAACAAUUUCUCACAUUAAGGCAUCUUAUCAAUUUUGUUAUUUUUAUUUUUUAUUUUUGAGCAGCUGUAAAUACUAUGUAUUUUCUUAUGUUACAGUAUUGUAAUUUAAUAUUUUCUAUAGCAAAUACUUAGUAUGUGUGUGUGUAUUAAUAUCAUUAAUUCUGUAUAUACUGUACUUGGAUGUGAACGUGUAUUAAUACUGUAACUUCUCAGGAAACAGAAAUGUUUCUCAUAUCUCGUUUCACAGCUUUAAUAAAAUUGUACACAAUAAUUUUUCAUCAGAGAUUCUUAUAAGAGAAUUCUAUAUUUGUAGAUUCCUCGCUUAUAGGCAUUGAACAGUUGUUGUAUUUAUUGUUUAUAAGUUUGAAUUAGUAGUGACAUUAUCUAGACACUGAUAACCUGAGAGAAACUGCAGCUAUAUGAAUAUAGGCUUAUUUAUAAGGAGAGGUAACAAUGAAAUUUUUUGAGACUACGGGACGAGUGAUUAUUUGCUGAAAUUUUUUUAAUGGUAGUAUUAUCAGUAUACAGUAUUUCAGCACUUAUCAGUGUCAUAAAUGGAACAUAACAACUGUACUGUAAUCUUUAUCUUCUGAAUGUAUUUUUAAGUUUGACAUUCAUUAGAAAUAUAAAUAGUAGUGUUCUUCAAAAUUUCCAGAGUAUAUUUAUAAACCAUUAACAAAUUUUUUGAAGUUUUACUUCUUAAGAAAACUUUGAAGGUUGUAAAGAGACAAAGCAUGGAACCAUAAUAAUGUAACAUUUUAAGAGAAAACAAAAGAUAACUACAUUUAUUAAAAUAAAAUUAAUAUCAUUCAGAUGUAAGUACAUGCAAGCUGUUGACUUACUCACCAUAAGUUCUGAUACACACUUCUAAAAUAGAGCAGAAUUAUUCUUGCACAUAUCAAAUUUUACAUUCUUAUAAGAUAUUACAAAAUCUUGAUAAGUAGCAAUUUUUCAGUUAAAAGUUUUGAAAGGGUAAUAUUUUUUCCCCACAGCUCAGAAUGGGUUCCAAUAUAAUGAGCUUAAAUUACAGGAAAUUAUGUGUGAUUUGCUUAACUGGCAUGAUCUUUGUUGUACACUUUUGUUUAGAUCUUUGUGAUGAUUUGAGCAUGCUUCAGUUAAUGUAUUUUGCAAUACCUUACUCUCCUUAAUGUUUAGCCUCUGUAAUUCACAACCUGUUUGUCAGCAAUGUUGCAUUGUCAGUCCUCCUGUGAUUAUUACAUUCCAUUCCUAUUCUUCAGUAUGUCCAUUUUUUAUUCAUAUCUUAUAGUAAGAAGUAUAUUAAAUAAUCUGCAUGUUGAUGUUACUUGAAUACGCUCACAUAGUGUAUAUAUACCAAUAUACAUUAGGAGUGUAUAUACACUUCUUGGAUGUGUAAUUUGCAUGCACAGUACCUUCAAUUAUCAGGGUAGGUUAUCAAGAUAAGUUUGAUUCACAUUUAAAAGUUCUCGUGCAUCUCCUCUCUGAUUUUCAAGAAUGAGAUUUGAAAAUCCAGCUUAAAAUGCCCAAGCUGCCAGAUGUGAAAACAAAGCUUUAGUAUUAGGUCACCAUGUUUAAACAUAAUUCUGGCUUGUGGAUGCAAAUUUAAAAUCUCUUUCAUACCAUUACAGCUCUUAGUAUAAAGUGGAAUGACUGCCCAGAGUAAUUGGUGUAAUGUAUUAAUAUAAGAUAUUUGAGCUAACUCAUAGCUGUGUAAUAUUAUGAGUAAGCUCUUAGUUUUACAUUUGUACAUAAAGAAAUUUUCACCUAGUGUGUGUGUGCUUGGCCUAUUAAUAUGAUGUUGUAUUUCAGUUUUCCAGACAAAUUUUUAGUUAUACCUGUUUUCCUGUAAUUUAGGCUAUGUUCAAUUAAGUCUGUGGUAAUCAUAUCAGUGAUGCCGAUUAAGAUCUCUAAUAUUUCGAAGCUCACAUGAGACAUGCUUCUUAUUCAUUACUGACUUAGUGUCAUCAUUCUAAUUACGUUUUGUGUUCUUAUUUGCAGUAACAAAUGGAAGGUCGGUUAUUAAUCAUAAAUUUGUUUAGGCCUAAUUUUUGUUUUUAAUCAAUUUAGGAUUGUUAGGCAGUUUCACGCAAACACACAGAAUGAUUGGCAGUAACUUUCUUUGACUGUACAUGUUAGUAAUUUUAGAGAUCGUAUCAGUAUAUACACAUGUAAGUUCUAUCAUUAGGUCUAAUUAAAAUAAUUAUUUUGACGCCUGAAAAUGACACAGAUCUCAGUGUACAUGGUUCCCAUUCUUACUGCAAAGUGUUAAAUUACUUCUGUUACUGUCUUAAGUAAGAAUGUAAUGCUCAAAUUGUUAUUAGUUUGCUCAUUUUGGAUGUAUUAGUUCAGCUAGCAUGUAUCAACAUUAUAUAUAUCAUUGCUAUGGAUUCAUGAAGGUAAACCUGUCUUAGCAUUACCGGAAUAUGCAACGCUGAAUUAUAAGGAGAGUCAGUUGCCUAACAAACUAGUUCUGAAUUGUAUAUAGAUGUUGUACUCAAUUUACUGAACCGAAGUUCAAGAAGACAAGUAGGUGCCCACCCCCGUUAUCUUGGCCUGGGCAGUGCCAGCAGUCCUCUUGGCGUUCGUUAGCAAGACAUUGUGAUGGGAGCCAGGACCAAACAAUUUUUUUUUUUUUUUUAAUAUAGUAUAUUCAAAAGAAAGAAGGAAUCUGUAUGCAGAAGCAAAUUGAAUACCAUAUUAAUAUAUAAAGUGAAGAUCGUUAGAUUGACCAAGUACAGGGUAUGUGUAGUCGUUGCCAUGUAUUAAUGUGUGACCAUGAGCUGAAAUCCGUCUUACUCAAAACUAUUUUGUGGUCUCAUAUGACUGCUGUGAGACACCAUUCAGCUAUUGGCAUAAUAUGGGCAACAUUGGUAUUCAAACUGACUCAAAUGAAGAAUCAUCAUCUUCGUUUGAUGAUGACCACAUUGUACUGGAUGAUCAACACAUGAUGAUAAUCGGACUUUGAGAGUUAAAUAUUCCCACAUUUUAUGUGGCAUGUAUUGCUGAAUUAUCAGCUCCCAGUACUAAAACCAUGGAUGAGAUUUUUUAGAUAAACUCUGUUUUAACAUAUAUUACUAGACUUCGAGAAAUAUUUAAAUGACUAGAUGACUGGAGGUAGCAAUAAAGACCUGGCCCUGGGGUAUGUACUCAUAUGCUGCAGGCUUUGAAAUAUUUACCAACGCAUGUAGGGCACUACUUUCCAAUGAUCCCCAACUUAAUAACAUGUUUCUGUAGUCCAGUCAGUAGGAAAAAUUAACUCAGAAAGGGUUAAUUAUACUCCAGCACUUUUUGUGAAUUUGCUAUCAGGGAUAAACAUUAUUAUGCAAUGACUGAAAAAUCAUCUCUUACAAGGCAUAAAAAUAAUAAUAAUAAUAUACACACAAGAAUUACUGUUUUGAAAACUGCAUACACUAGGAUUCACCUUCUCCCCAGAAAAUUAAUGGUCAUGUUAUCGUGGAAAGUUCUUGACUCAAAACGUUCAGCACACAGACACGAUAAAGUGCCUAAAUUACUGGGACCAUCUCAGAGCUCUCAAAAUUUACUCUUUGGAAAGGAGAUGUGAGAGGUAUCACAUAAUAUAUAUAGUAUAUAUGGGAAAUACUGAAUGACCAGAUCCCAAAUUUCCAAAGUAAAAUGACAUACUGGAGCAAAUGAUAUAGUAGAAAAUGCAAACUAGAGCCAAUGAAGAGUAGACUUGCCAUAGGUACAAUCAGAGAAUACUGUAUGCACAUCAGAGGUCCACAGUUGUUCAGUAUCCUCCCAGCAAGUAUAAGAAAUGUUGCUAAAACAAAAGUGGAAGUCUUCAAGAAAAAACUAGACAGUUUUCUGCAAGAGGUGCCAGACCAACCAGGCUGUAAUGGGUAUGUGGGCCUGCUAGCUUUCCCAAGCAACUUCCUAUUGAACCAAGCUCUCACAAGUUAAGCCUGGCCCCAGGCAGGGCUUGGGGAGUGGAAAUACUCCCAGAACCCACUCCAGCCAAGAUCCAUUCCAUUUAAAGAAUGAUAUGAUUGUACUGUAUGAUGAAAAUCAGGCUCAAUAAAGUACAUUGAUUGCUACUAAGAAAUAAAAUUAAAUCUUCUGUGAAAAACAUAUUAAUAUCUAGAGCACUUUGACCUAUAUGAGAUAAAUUUGUGAAUAUUAUGACAAGCAGGCCUCACUCCAAGAAUAUUGCUGGACUCUAGAAAAAUGGCUGUUACUCUAUAUCACAGCAUAGCCUAGCCACCUUAAAAUAACUGACUUAUGAUGAUAAAAUUAUCUCGUAUAGAACUUGGUCUCACUGACUGUGAUAGGACAAAUAAACAAACACUUGUUGAAACUAUGCUAAGUUCCACUUGCCUAUACAGUGGCAGUUUGGUACUGUUGGCUCACGGUGAAACUUCACUACACAGAUGACAAUCUUUGAUCAACAUGGAACUAUUUGAGAAUGUCAGAUAUAAUUAAUGGUCAAAUUAACAACACUGAUAACUGUGUGUCGGCAAAUUACUCUAAUUGAGUCGUGAAAGUCCAUCCCAAAUAUUCAUAAACUUACACAUCUCUAAGGUCCCUCUUGUAAAUCCUUUUCCCUCGUGUUCCACUUUCCUUAUGUUAAUUGAAUUGUGGUCUUUCACAGUUGAGACUAGCAUUGAAGUCCCCCUCUCAACCUCACUUAUUUUUAAUAAAGCCAAAGCCUUCUCACCAUUUGCUGACAGUUAACAGUGACAUGUUCCAUGAGUUUUCGUUCCAUGAGCUCUCGUCUUUCGCCUACUGUUGUGUCCAUAAAAUAAGAAUCUCAGGAGCAUCUCGCAAAGUAUCAGUGUGUGUUACCUUCUCAAUGACUGGGAUGUAAUUAUCAUAAGAAAAGUGCUAACCCAGUAUAGUAUGACUACAUGGUACAUGAAUGGGAUAUAUGAGAGCUUGUCAGCCACGCAGACAGGACACCAGCACUUCAUUUCAUUCCAUAUACAGUAACACUAAAUGGCCAUUUUGUCUUGUAGCAAAAUUAAAAUAUAAAGUUUUAAUAUUUGGAUGGCUUAGUUUUGUACAUUGGAAGUGAAUACUGUAUUAAUAAAUAGCUACAGUAAAUAAAAAUAUUUUAUUGAAUGGGUACAAGAGUAUUUUCAAUUUCAAAUGGUAUAAGUACAUCACCGUAAACUCAAAAGUAACGAUGUGCAAGUAUUUUUAACCAAAAAUGUACAGUUACCAUUUAGUACAGUUUUAGAUGUGCCAAUAUCUUAUACAUGUCAUCCUUAAGUGUCUUAAUAUUAUGUUGGUUUUUGUGCUAAUCCCAUAAGAAAUGUUUAAUAAGUGUAAAUCUUGAAGAACCAAUAACAAAAUUAACUUUUAUGUCAUGUUAGGAUAUAUUUUUCCUGUUAAUGUUGUUGUUUCUUGACAGCGAGUGGCAUGAACUGAAAUGUACUAAAUAUUAAAUGAGACUACAGUAAACCUUGUGGGAGAUAAAAUGUUGUAAAAGCCACUCUUAAAUAAUGAACCUGCAUUCUAUUGAACGUUUGGAUACUUUAUAUGCUGCGUGCAAGUGUGCUAAACACACACACAAUCAUAUAUGACAUGCUCAUGUAUAGAUAAACACUUUACAGGAAAUUCAACAAAUGUUAUUGAAUUGUAAUUCUUGCAUCUGAUUUUGACGUAUAUCUUGAACCUUCUUUCUAGUUGCUGUUAUUUUUGCUAUAAAUUAUUUUAUUUUCUAUUUGGCAGUAUAGUACUGUAGUACUUUCCUUGCUUCUAUAUGGUUUGCCAUAUUGAUGAUUGUAAAUACAGGUAGAACUGCAUUUGACAAAUGAAAUGGCACCAUUACAUAGAUCUUGUAUGUAAACUAUAUAUGUAUGAUGUACCUGUAGGAAAUAUAUUUUCUACCAAAUUUA
Molecule: messenger RNA, 10291 nt
Organism: Procambarus clarkii (red swamp crayfish)
Lineage: Eukaryota; Metazoa; Arthropoda; Malacostraca; Decapoda; Cambaridae
Source: RefSeq, a predicted model, not a curated record